Molecule: messenger RNA, 352 nt
Organism: Acaulospora morrowiae
Lineage: Eukaryota; Fungi; Glomeromycota; Glomeromycetes; Diversisporales; Acaulosporaceae
Source: the annotation of a GenBank genome assembly
UGAGUCUUCCGAGGAUUCGAGUGAGCAUGGUCAAAAUGAUUAUCUUCAGUGUCAAAUUUUAAGGUGUCAACUCACUGUUGCACAAGCCGAGACCUCACGUUUAGAAACCGAACUUUCUGUUGCUAAGUCUAAAAUUUCUGGUUUAGAAUCCAAACUUUCUGUUGCGGAAGCAAAAAUCACGAGUUUAGAGUCUAUACUUUCUGUUGCGGAAUCCAACAAUUACGUCGCCCAUCUUGAAAAUAACAAACUUCGUUCCAAGUUCUCCUUCAUUGAAUUAUUAUUAUAUUAUCAUUUAAUAUCUAGAUUUUAUUUCGACAUUGUGUUAAGAGAGUUCUUCGAUCAAAAUGCUUAG